Molecule: messenger RNA, 949 nt
Organism: Sabethes cyaneus
Lineage: Eukaryota; Metazoa; Arthropoda; Insecta; Diptera; Culicidae
Product: coiled-coil domain-containing protein 124
Exons: 2
Coding region: 106-735 (209 amino acids)
Biological process (GO): transcription by RNA polymerase II
Cellular component (GO): nucleus
Molecular function (GO): transcription coactivator activity
Source: RefSeq, a predicted model, not a curated record
CAACCUGUUUCACACAAAAUAUAUUCUCAGAAAACAAACUUUGCGUUACGAUCUUCAUGUUGUCUAAUAUAUGUCAAUAAAUAGCAAAAAACUUUCGAAGUGACCAUGCCGAAAAAAAUGGGUAUUAAUACUAAAGCUGUAGAAGCACGGGAGCGCAAAGCCGAAGCCAAAAAGAAUGAAAAGGAAAAGGCAGCUAAAGCGGCGGAAGAUGCCCUCUGGGUUGACGAUGAUAAACAGCUGGCAAAGAAAAGAAAACAAAAGGAAGACGAAGAACGCAAGCGAGCCGAACAAGCUCGUAAGAAAGCGGAAACCAAAGCCCUUUUGGAAAAAGAACUGAACUCCAUUCAGACCGCUCCAAAGGUAUCCAUUCAGAAAAUAACCCGCUCUCAGAUCGAAGCCGAGGUAGAGAAACGCAAUCGAGCAGUCGAAGCCAUCAACAAUCCUCCGAAGGCUGUAGUUCCGAAAGUUAUACCUCUGGAAGAAAAUUUGAACCGUGUUAUGGCCAAUACGGAAGUGGCGCAAACUAUUGAUCAGGCAUUGGCGGUACUAAGCGUGAAAGACGGAGAAGACCGGCACCCAGAGAAACGAAUGAAGGCCGCCUACAAAGCUUACGAGGAGGAACAGUUAUCCAUUAUGAAGCAGGAGUAUCCGUCGCUGAAGCUGUCUCAACUAAAACAGAUGAUUUUCAAAAACUGGCAGAAGUCACCCGAGAAUCCGUUGAAUCAGAAUAACUAGCUACAGAGCUGAGAAUGUAAUCGUGAUGAAAAUGUCAAUCCCAUGUGUAAACAGCUAAACAUUACAAAUCGAAGGUUUAUUUUUUGUUAAUGCGUUUAUUUGAAUUUCCAAAUUGUAUGAUAAAGGUUUUUAAACCAUAUUUUCUUUCCCGAGUUUAACUCAGACAGAUUAUAACAGCAAAACAUACACUUUGACAACACAUUGUAAGAUUACU